Monoraphidium neglectum is the source of this 417-nucleotide messenger RNA. RefSeq names its product IAA-amino acid hydrolase ILR1-like 3. Gene Ontology annotation, biological process: auxin metabolic process. Bases 1 to 417 code for a protein of 138 amino acids. The record is from RefSeq and is a predicted model, not a curated record. Lineage: Eukaryota; Viridiplantae; Chlorophyta; Chlorophyceae; Sphaeropleales; Selenastraceae. The transcript has 3 exons. Gene Ontology annotation, molecular function: IAA-Ala conjugate hydrolase activity. Gene Ontology annotation, cellular component: endoplasmic reticulum.
AUGAGGGUCCGCGCCCUGCUCAUUGUUGUGGCCGCGGCCCUGGUUGCCAUCGGCCCCGUGCCCACACGCGCUGGCGCCGCCGCGCUCUUGGACGCCGCUGCUGGCCUCGCGCCAUGGAUCACCUCCGUCCGCCGCGAGCUGCACAAGAUCCCAGAGCUCAUCUUCGAGGAGCACAAGACCAGCGCUGCCCUCAAGAAGCACCUAGACGAUCUGAAGAUCCCGUACAAGCAGUACGCAAAGACGGGCAUCGUGGGCCGCGUCGGCAGCGGCCAGCCGACCGUCGUGCUGCGGUCCGACAUCGACGCACUGCCCAUAAACGAGCCGGAAGGCCUCGAAUUCAAGAGCCAACAUGAGGGCCGCAUGCACGCGUGCGGGCACGACGGCGGCAGCUGCGCGGCGGCGCAGCCGAGGAAUUGA